Entrophospora candida is the source of this 621-nucleotide messenger RNA. The record is from the annotation of a GenBank genome assembly. NCBI's taxonomy places the organism in Eukaryota, Fungi, Glomeromycota, Glomeromycetes, Entrophosporales, Entrophosporaceae.
AUGAGUAAAAGAAAAGAAUAUCAAGUUUCUCUGAACUUACUUGGCUCUUUGGAUGAGAAUUUACAUGUUGGUCCAUUUUCAAGCAAUUGGUGGGAAGCUCAACAAACAAAUAAUGUAUCUGAUACUGACACCAAUAUUUCUAAUUUAUAUCCAAUUUGUGUAAACAUGAAAACAACAACCAUUCUUCAAGAUACAGAAUUUACUCUUACUAUUGUUCAAGGUAACAAAAGCUCAUUGCAACAGCCUGGAUAUAUUUGCAAAGCAAAAGGCAAAAAAAGCACUGUUUUUGACAAUUCUUCAGCUGCAAUAACCACACUUUAUCAAGAACUUUUUGGCAGCAAGACUAAGCUUUCUGGACCUCUUAUUAUGGGUCACAACAAAUUGGAAAUUAAUGAGCAGCUUUUGAAAAAUAUUCAUUUUCAUCCUUUUAAUUGUAAAUUAGAAAAAUUCCAGUUAUUUGUGUAUGGAAUUGGUAUAACUUCUGAUAAACAAUUGCAUAAUACAGGCCCAGGUUUUAAGUCUUCAUUUUAUUAUUCAAUUGGAGAACAGAAGAAAAGGACCUUGAUUGUACAAGAGAUUACUAAAAAAAAUUCUAGUGUAAAAAUGUAUCAAGAUUAUGAA